This is a messenger RNA of Asparagus officinalis (garden asparagus), 1316 nucleotides long. RefSeq names its product PTI1-like tyrosine-protein kinase At3g15890. Gene Ontology annotation, biological process: protein phosphorylation. The transcript has 4 exons. Bases 85 to 1182 code for a protein of 365 amino acids. Gene Ontology annotation, molecular function: protein kinase activity; ATP binding. NCBI's taxonomy places the organism in Eukaryota, Viridiplantae, Streptophyta, Magnoliopsida, Asparagales, Asparagaceae. The record is from RefSeq and is a predicted model, not a curated record.
AUUAGUGAACAAAGAGAUCUUCAGCAGUUAGUUUGAAGAAAACUAGCUAGCUAGUAAUUAGAUAUUUAAUUAAGCAGAAUAAUCAUGCUUAAAUGCUUCUGUUGCGUCCUCCGCAAUCCUGAAGAUUCAGACAGGGUUAUUACUAGCAGCAACAAGAGGUAUUCAUAUCCAUGGCAGAUAUACAGCCUGAAAGAGCUUCUGGCUGCCACCAACAACUUCCACGAUGAUAACAAGAUCGGCGAGGGAGGCUUUGGCACAGUCUACUACGGCAAAACAAGCAAAGGAGAAGAGAUAGCCGUGAAGAGACUGAAGGCGAUGACGGCAAAGGCGGAGAUGGAGUUCACCGUGGAAGUGGAGGUGCUCGGAAGGGUGAGGCACCAGAAUCUCCUCGGACUUCGGGGAUUCUAUGCAGGUGGAGAUGAGAGGCUGAUAGUGUAUGACUACAUGCCCAAUCUCAGCCUAGUCAACCAUCUCCACGCCAAGCACCCUGCCCGUGUCCCUCUCGAUUGGCCUCGUCGCAUGGACAUCGCCGUUGGAUCAGCCCAAGGACUGGCUUAUCUGCAUCACCAGACGACUCCGCACAUUAUACAUCGGGAUAUCAAGGCAAGCAACGUACUUCUUGACUCUGACUUCAGGCCAAAGGUGGCUGACUUUGGAUUUGCAAAGCUGAUUCCCGAUGGAGUGAGCCACCUCACCACAAAAGUGAAGGGCACGCUGGGCUACCUCGCACCAGAAUAUGCCAUGUGGGGCAAGGUGUCAGAGAGCUGCGACGUGUACAGCUUCGGGAUCCUGCUGCUUGAGAUGAUAAGCGGAAGGAAGCCGAUAGAGAAGCUACCGGGCGGGAUAAAGAGGGACAUAACGCAGUGGGUGACGCCGUGGGUGGAGAGUAGAAUGUGGGAUAAGAUUGUGGAUCCCAGGUUGGGAGACAAUUACGACCGGUUGCAGGCCAAGAAUGUGGUCAUGGUGGCUGUGAGGUGCACUGAUGGAAAUCCAGAUAUUAGGCCCACCAUGAAUGAGGUUGUGGAGUUCUUAAACAGCGGAACAUUAAUGGGGGAGACGACGAGCACCAAAGAACUGAUCAGAUUAAUGACGCUGCACAAAGAUAUAUCCGAGGAGGCUGAUGAUGCCCCUGAAAUUAGCGUCACAGCUUCUAAGUUAUACGUGAGGGAAAUGAGGAGAUAGUCGUCAAGAACAAGAUGAUAGUGAAUAUGUUGUGUGUUCAAUAUAUGGUUGAUGAUUCAUAUGAUUUUAUUCGAUGACCCGGAAAAAAAAAAAAGGUUGAUUCAUAUGUUCAUUAAUACAUCGGGAUACGUUUG